Trichoderma atroviride IMI 206040 is the source of this 2769-nucleotide messenger RNA. RefSeq lists its product as uncharacterized. The record is from RefSeq and is a predicted model, not a curated record. Lineage: Eukaryota; Fungi; Ascomycota; Sordariomycetes; Hypocreales; Hypocreaceae.
AUGAACAGUUCAACGUUCAAGUUUUUGGUCAUGUCCAAUCAAGAAAACAUGUCGCUGUACUAUGACCCUCAGCUUUCUGAGGAAGACCUCACGCAUACGUGGGGGACCAACACAAUAAUCAACCCGGCGAGCCUAGGAACCUUGGAUUCAAGUAGAAUCCCACUUCAGCACAUGCAUACCAAGUCGGAGAGGACUCAGCCAGGAACAUAUUUACAACCAACAGAAUUUCUGCCGGUAACAAGCACGCACAAUGUCGGACCAACAUUCCAACGAGGCAGCAGUAUCGGAUUCGAUCCUUCGUCUAGUUAUGUAUCGGGAGGAUGUGUUCACCCCUUGCAGAAUAUCUUUCCGAACAAUGCUUUCUUCUCGAUGCAAGGUGGCCAACACAAUCAACCAGUCUUAUCAUAUGCCCAGCAGCUACUUUCAUACAACAGAAGAUACCCCAAUCUUAACACAGAAUUCGCCCAGAAUGACCCUUCAUUGAUAUAUCCUGAAUAUCCUCUUCUCGACAAUCAAAAUAUCUAUUAUAAUUCUUAUAAUUCUUCGCCAUAUGGUAACUGUGUUAUUGAGCAAACUCAGCAAAACUUCAUGAAUCCUUACCUGGUCAACGCUGGCUAUACUAUGAAUAGCCCGUACCAAUCUCAACAUACGCAGACGGAAAGUUCUCAAAACUCAACAAAAGAAAAUGAAGAGCCCAGCACGAACAGGGCCGCGAAACAAAAAGACAAAGACCCUCCGUUCGAUCCCCGUCCUCUAUACGGCAAAGCAGAGACACGUGACUCUUGGGGAAGCAAAACUUGGGUGAAUAAGGAAGAUAGGUUGGCAUACAAGUUGGAAGACUUGGAAGACUUGGAAGACUUGGAAAAGUUGGAAGACUUGAAAGACUUGAAAAAAUUGGAAAAGUUGAAAAUGUUAGACAAGUUGGGGAAAUUGCACAAGUUGUUCGCUUAUACUGAAAAGGGGCAAUGGCUGCUUACCCGCAAGUUUAACGAUAAACAACUGCGAAAAUAUGCGAAGCACUGCCCGGAAGGCACCGUCUUUCGAGUUCAACAAUACCCCACAAACUCCAAAUUCCGAAUGAGCCCAGAAGACCAAGAGUGCCGUUGGGCUAAUUGUCCACUCAAGAGUAACAAAAUCACGACGGGCUGGCUUCGUGUCUGCUUUGACGAGUUUCCUAUGGAAACAUCUAGUGGGAAGCGCGAUCCCUUCUUAUGCGCUGGCUCAAUGCAUCUUUGGUGCUUUGAACAGGUCUUUGAUCCCGUGGAGUUCUACCUAGAGGGGCGUCUCAUACCCGAAAUAAGAGAGUUUGAUCAUGAGAAGCAGAACGUGAUGAGCUUGAAAAAGCUAACCGACGCCGAAAUCAUAAAAGACGCAUACAAUGUGUGGUUCGCAAAGUGGGUACCCUCCUUUGAACGGCAUGGAAAACAGGUGCCUCGAGAAUAUCAGGACACUCUGUCUUACACGCUGAAUGAUUACCAUGUUGAACAUCAGACGGAUGCUCGGGAUAAAUCGAGAGAAACUCGGCAUGAAAAGAAACUCGACAAAACAACACCCAAAAAGACAAUCGAGGUGCACUUGGGCGACCUCAAGUUGUUUGCGGAGCUUGAAAGAAUGACCCAAAAUGCGAAAAAAGCCAAAAGGGCCAAAAAGGCCAACAGGCGACCAGAGAUGGAGGAGAGAGAAGAUCCACCUAGUGAUGGCUUUGACUCUUCAGAUCUUUCGAGAAUACGGAUUCCUCCCCCUCAAGCUCCUAGAACAAAGAAAGCAGGGAGUCCUGAACGACUGGCGUCUUAUUUACCUAUCGACCCAGCUCUGGGAACAUCAUCGUCUCAUCUUUCGCAAACAAAGCGGCGUUCUCCGAGGGGAAGCGAGCCAAAACUAACAUCCCCUCGAAGACACAAGAAAGAAGUCAGAAGACGUGUACUUGCGUCUCAGCCACCUGUUGACCGAGGCCAUAAUCUCAGCACGGAUUCGUGUUCUUCUACUUCGACGAGUUAUUUGAAUACGAGUUCCACGCCGUCAAGCUCUUUCAGCUCCUUGAACUCAGCUUGCAGCACGCUGCCAUUAUCAAAUCUUGGGCCACCACGCAAGACUAUAGUUUCACCUAAUCAUAAUCAGAGUAGUCUUGCAAACGCCUAUACUUCAGUCUAUUCCCAAGCAAUGCCAAGGCCAAGCUCUAGUAUGGAAUAUCCGACGCAGCCUGGCCAUUCUCUCGGGCCACCUUCAUGGCAGUACCAGCAGCAGCAAUAUUCCAGCACAGCGGCACUUCCAUUUGUAGAAGCGGAACACCAGCCAGAAUUCCAUGACUGCAAUCUGAAUACUCCACUCAAAGUAUCACGAGGCAAUGAUUUGGUGGAGCCUUGUCAAAACGAGACAAAGACUUGGACACAAGAAGCAGCAGCAGAAGCAUCACAGGUGCUCGGGGACAGCGAAAGGACGAGCUUGAAUGACUCAAACCAGUUCAAAGGCCUGGACCCAGAAGAGCCGAGCAUCGACCAGUUUCUCAUCUUCGACGACGAUGUGCCAGAGCCGACUGAGAAUCCAGCGGAAGGCAGCACUGGAGCGAUGGACAACUUUGCAGCUCAGACACAAAUGAAUGCCGCUGCCAGCCAGCCUCUAGAGCUUGUGGCCUGCGCCGAGAGCCCGCAAGUUGACGCUAUGGUAGAGCCUUGGCAUAGCUACGGCAGCUUCAUGGAUCCCAUGAACUAUGGUGCCUAUAGCAAUACUGACAUUCUUCCAUUAUUUGACGAUUCUAUAGCCACCGCCUAG